This is a messenger RNA of Parastagonospora nodorum SN15, 348 nucleotides long. RefSeq lists its product as hypothetical. Lineage: Eukaryota; Fungi; Ascomycota; Dothideomycetes; Pleosporales; Phaeosphaeriaceae. The transcript is spliced from 2 exons. The record is from RefSeq and is a predicted model, not a curated record. The coding region runs from base 1 to 348 and encodes 115 amino acids.
AUGGAUGACGAACAACGGUCGCGCUUGCUGGCGCUGGGUUCCCUGAAUCUGACGGCGGAAACUAGCAGAUGGAUGCAUGCUGCGAGAACCUGGACAGAGGCGUGGUAUGGUGUGUUACACGACAGCGAACAGGAUUUUGGCGAUGCGCGGCGACGCCAGAAAGGCCUGGUGGUGGAGAGACUUGGCUGUGAGACCACACUCGCGGAGCAAUUGAAGGAGAGGAUUGCAAACGGAAUCCCGAGCAUCGGUGAGCAAUGCAGUGCGAUGGGCCAUCCUCACCGGGCAACCGCCAGAUCGACGUCAGGUCCUCGCACAGAAAGCAUCACGAGCAGUGCACCAAGGCAGUGA